AUGUCAGAGACGGAUAAUUCAGAUGUCUCUUUUGCAACAACAAGUGACGACGAGACUAUCCUUGAUCACGAUAGAAUAGAGCAGCAACAGUGUGACGUGGCAACUAGUUUUGAGCCCUAUCAGGAUGAGCCUCUUGCUUCGUCAUCGAGUAGCGAAGGACUGGCCGACGAUGACCCUGACAUCGAUGGAAUUCCGUUUGAGGCUCUGGAAGCAAGGUACGAAAGAAGGGUGCCAAUUGAGGAAUGGUGUCAUUGUGGGAAAUGCUCUGUUGAAGGCCUAGUCGCUUCUAGGGAAUACAGAUGCUGUUGGGAGGUACAACAGGCUAUUGGACAGUUGGUAUUUCAGGGAACAGCAGAAGAACUGAGAUGUGUUACUAAUCAUCCAGAUUUCUCUGCUUUAUCAAACAAAACUGUCCUAAAACUUGCUGGAUCUCUUUUCAAAACCAGGGAUGGAAAAUGCUACAAGCGUCAAGCAAAUCAAACAGAAAAUGAAUUUUUAAGAGCUGUUGCAUACAGAUGGCUUAUUCGCUGGAUGUUUGGCUUUCUUGGAUACGAUAAUGCCCGACCUCUCCCAGCCUGCAUAUAUAAAUUCAUAAGAGAGAGAUUCCCAACAGGAGCAAAAAAGGGAUACAAAUCGAGUCAACAACGCGACCUAGUAGACUGA
Rhopilema esculentum is the source of this 663-nucleotide messenger RNA. RefSeq lists its product as uncharacterized. NCBI's taxonomy places the organism in Eukaryota, Metazoa, Cnidaria, Scyphozoa, Rhizostomeae, Rhizostomatidae. The record is from RefSeq and is a predicted model, not a curated record.